This is a messenger RNA of Aspergillus novofumigatus IBT 16806, 770 nucleotides long. RefSeq lists its product as uncharacterized. Bases 67 to 669 code for a protein of 200 amino acids. NCBI's taxonomy places the organism in Eukaryota, Fungi, Ascomycota, Eurotiomycetes, Eurotiales, Aspergillaceae. The record is from RefSeq and is a predicted model, not a curated record. The transcript has a single exon.
GCCGGACAUGUCAUAGAUGACCUCGCAUCGGAAUUAUUCGUCCAGCCAUAUGACACCUCCGGGGAGAUGUCGUUACGGGUAGCUACAACGAGCGUACGCACCUCUGGCCGCCCACAACACUCGAUCGACGAAGAGCCCUCAUUUCGUGACGAUUGUGCGUUUCUUCUUGUGAAAGAAGAGGAUUUACAUGCGUUUCAACGUGUUCUUUGGAACUUAAAUCCUUUCUGCGUUAAGCGUCGCCUCCGUGGCGGUGUCGAUAUAUUAGACCCGUUGUCGAUCUCUCGGUACGCCGACCUCAAGAAGAGAAUACGAACCAAUAGGGUGAUAGUAUGCAAGUAUGGCUCCUCGACAGACCUCACUGUUGGGUGUCUCGUCGAAUUGACCAGGCGUCCUCCCUUGGGUUGGUAUGGUGACGAGGAUGACAACGAUCUUCAGAUGGAUAUGGAUGUUAAUGAAUGGAUGGGGUUAGUUAAGUGGAUUGGGCUUCCGUUCUCCGCACCGGGCGAUAGUGGGAGUCUUGUUUUCACCAUGGUGGACGGAAUAAUGGCUCCACUUGGAAUACAUGUCGGGGCGCCAGAGAACACGAAUUCUUCAUAUUUCAUUUCGAUUGAGACGUUUUGUUUCGCCGCAGAAGCCGAGGGCUGGGAGCCGCGUUUCGCAUCCUGUUGAGUGUUUCGUUCUAGAGGCCGGUGCCUAUCAUUAUUAGUAGUAGUAGUAGUAGUAGUAGUAGUAGUAGCUAGUGGAAUUCAAUUUAUAGUCGCUUGAGUGCA